CACGAAGUAUGGAUGUUUCAAAUAAGUUAUGCUUUUAUAGUAAGCAAUAUUUAUACAUUUGGAAGUACGAUAACAUUGCAACGUGAGUUGUUACAACUUGUAUACACUACUUUCGUGAGGCAUGAUUUUGUUAUAAAAAUAGAAAAAUAUGUUCAACGGGUAAUAUAGAUCUACAUACUUCAAAAGGUAUAUAUUGCAUAUUCACAUCACAGAAAAUAUAUCUAAUUUUGUGUUGUAUCUGAUAACAUGAGGCUACUGUGGUUUCUGCUUUUGGGAAUCUGUUCUGCUGUACCUAAGAGGUUCGACAACUAUGCAAUCCUUCGAAUCACUCCACAGAGCGAAGAGGCGUUGAUCUUCCUUAGAUCGUUCGAGAAAUAUGAAAAUGUAGAGUUCUUUACACCACUUACCAAAGUGGACCAAACUGCGGAAGUUUUGCUACCUCCUCAAUAUCAGGACGUAUUUUUGGAGCAACAGAGAGGUUUGGAUCAUGACGUAGAUGUGGUAGUUGCUGUGAAAAACGUACAAGAAGUUAUUGAGGAGGGAGUGAGACCUGCGGAUAAAGCUGAAAGCUUUGAUUGGAGUUAUUUUUAUCCAUUGGAAGAUAUACAGUCCUGGAUAACUGGCCUCGCUGAAGAGUAUUCUGACAAAGUGGAAGUUUCUAACAUAAAAACGUACGAAAACAGAGAUCUUAGUAUUGUCAAAGUCUCAUUCAACCCAAAAGCUACGAAGGUAGUAUUUAUUGAAGCAGGAAUGCAUGCUAGGGAGUGGAUUUCUCCAGCUGUGGCAACAUAUAUACUAAACGAGAUCAUUCAUUCUACAGACGCUGAAAUUGAGGAGCUUCGUAAUAAAUUUAAUUGGUAUGUCGCACCCGUUACAAAUCCAGAUGGAUAUGUAUAUAGUUUUGAAAAGGAUCGUAUGUGGAGACGUACGAGAACUCGACUUCCUGGCUCGGACUGUAUUGGAAUUGAUGCAAACCGAAACUGGGACUUCCAUUUUAAUGAAGAUGGUCAUACCUCAUGUGGCCAAACUUAUCCUGGACCAUAUCCAUUUUCGGAUAUAUGCACAAGAGGAUUGUCUCAAUUUUUGCUGAACUUGCCGGAGAAACUGCAAUCCUAUAUUUCACUUCAUAGUUUUGGAGCGAAGAUACUGAUUCCAUACGGAAAUUCAACGGAACAUUUGGAUAACUAUGAUGAAGUGUACAAAAUUGCAGAAGGUGCUGCGAAAGCUCUGGAAGGUGUUAACGGCAACCAUUUCGAGAUAGGAACCGCACUUGAGGUGAUGAAACAAGGAAAAGUGUAUGGUUCAAGCGUGGAUUGGGUGAAAGCUGAAAUGAAAGUUCCUCUUUCUAUAGCCUAUGAAAUUAAGGGAGACUUUUUCAUUGCUCCGAAAGAAACCAUUAUCCCUACCUCAGAAGAAAUGUUGCAAUCGGUCCUUUAUGCAGCCAAGGAAGCUGAGAAGCUUUAAAUGUCGUAUUUGUAUACCCGUGCAAUAGAGUACUUGAAAUCCAAGAACUAUUUCAGUUUAUUCCCAUCAAAACAUACGAUGUCGGGGCUACUUCACUUUUUACAUCACU
This is a messenger RNA of Acanthoscelides obtectus, 1573 nucleotides long. The record is from the annotation of a GenBank genome assembly. Lineage: Eukaryota; Metazoa; Arthropoda; Insecta; Coleoptera; Chrysomelidae.